This is a messenger RNA of Cygnus olor (mute swan), 978 nucleotides long. RefSeq names its product helix-loop-helix protein 13-like. Gene Ontology annotation, biological process: regulation of transcription by RNA polymerase II; developmental process. The record is from RefSeq and is a predicted model, not a curated record. The transcript is spliced from 2 exons. Gene Ontology annotation, molecular function: protein dimerization activity; RNA polymerase II transcription regulatory region sequence-specific DNA binding; DNA-binding transcription factor activity, RNA polymerase II-specific. The coding region runs from base 171 to 722 and encodes 183 amino acids. NCBI's taxonomy places the organism in Eukaryota, Metazoa, Chordata, Aves, Anseriformes, Anatidae.
GGGAAACUUUUGCAGUAGCCUUCUGCAAGGACACAACCAGGACUCUCUGCCCCUGACAGUUUUGAGGAGUGCGAGCAUUAAUGAAAUCAGAACCUCAUUUUCCUAACAACUAAGUUAUUCAGAAGCCUGAAACAUAUCCAUUAACUUGCCUCUAACUGGUGGAUCAGAGGAUGGAAGAACCUUGCUACAGCUUUGAUCAGGAAGACUCCACUUCCGACUUUCUCCUCUGGGACCAGGAUCCCAAUGCUGAGCUCCAACUGGACGACCUCCUGAUGGACUACUCCUCCCUGGAGGACCCUUCAUGCCCUUGGCCCUCUCCUACCCACCCACCCUUAGCCCCCCUUGGCCCACCUGUCCCACCGAGCACGGUGGCCGGAGCUGUGGGGGGUGCUGAAGCGGACAGCUCCCGGCCUCCCCCCUCCAGCCUCCACCGCCGCGCUGCGAACGUCCGUGAGAGGAAGAGGAUGCUCAACAUCAACUCAGCCUUCAACGAGCUCAGGUGCCACGUUCCGACUUUUCCCUACGAGAAGCGCCUCUCCAAGAUCGACACGCUCCGCUUGGCCAUUGCCUACAUCGCUCUUCUUAGGGAGAUCCUGCUGUCCGGAUGCGAUCCCAAAUCCUAUGUGGAGGGGUGCCUGAGGAACGGUUUGCAAAGCCACCACCAGGCAACCUGGAAUACAAGUGAUCUGACAGCCCGCCUGUCUUGGGUAAAGUGGGAUUAAGAGCUACCCAAAAGAGAGAUCUCUGGAGGCAGUGUACUGCUAAUCUGAUGACCCAACUGCUGGGUACCAGCUGUUAAAUUCUCAGUACUGCAAGCAAAAGUGUGGCACUUACAACUUCAUUGAUUGUCACAGAUCGCUUUCUUUCUGCAUGUCCAGCAUCCAAACUCUCAUGGUGUUAAUUUGUUGUUGUUUAGGGCCUUCUGCUUCUCUUUCUUCUGGUUUCUCACACACUUAUGUACUACUCUUGUAUGAAAGU